UGAACAAACACUCCGACACCCAGAGUCGACGCGGCAGCAGAGCUCUGCGCUUCAACUAUGGAUGUUUGAUGAGAGGGAAAGACUCAGAGAGAGAGAGAGAGAGAGAGAGAGAGGACUGACUGAAGCAGACUGCCGGUGGAUGUGUGAGUCUGUGGCCGGGCUGAGGUGGAUCUGUACCGGCCCCGGAGUGAAUGGGAUUACGCCGGUUGUUCCGCGUCUCCCGUCGGUGCUGCUGCUGGAGGAAACAUGCGGCUGCAGAGCUCCCCGCUCCCCUCGGUCCUCCUGCUGCUGCCGCUGCUGCUGAUCGGGCUCUGCAGCGGCACAAGUUUCCCAAGUAAUAUCAACAUAGGCGGCCUUUUCCCCACCGGCUCCCACGAGUACGAGGUGUUUCGUUUCGCCCUGGCGCAGCACCAGGACAUCCCCAAGCUGGUACCACAAGUGGACAUGGUGGACACGGGGAGCAGCUUCGCCAUGACCUACGCCUUCUGCUCCCAGUUCUCGAAGGGCGUGUACGCCAUCAUGGGCCUGUACGACCGGCGGACGGUCAACAUGCUGAUGUCUUUCUGCGGCUCGCUUCACGUCUGCUUCGUCACGCCGUCCUUCCCCGUCCAGACCAACAACCAGUUCGUCCUGCAGCUGCGGCCCCAGCUGCAGGAGCCCCUCAUGGCCCUGCUCGAGCACUUCUACUGGACCAGGUUCGUCUACAUGUACAGCUCCGACUCAGGUCUGUCGGUGCUGCAGAGGAUCCUGGACACGGCGGCGGAGCAGGGCUGGCAGGUCACCUCCGUUAACCUGGACACGCUGACGGAGUCGGCCUUCAUCAAGCUGCUGGCCGACCUGGACUACAAGAAGGACUAUCAGAUCAUCAUCGACUGCGAGCUGGACCGACUCAACUCCAUCCUCAACCUGAUCGCUGCUCAGAGGAGAAACUUGAAGAACUACCACUACAUCCUGGCCAACCUGGGCUUCAUGGACAUGAACGUCACGGAGUUUCAGAAGCUGGGGCCGAACGUGACGGGCUUCCAGCUGGUGAACCGGUCCGAUCCAGCUGUGAUGAAGAUCAACCAGGACUGGCUGGACUUCGACAGCAAAGACCUGAAGCUGGCCCGCAGGAGGCUCAAGUACACGGGAGCUCUGACCUACGACGGCGUCACCGUCAUGGCGACGGCCUUCCAGAACCUGCGGCGGCAGCGGAUCGACAUCUCCCGCCGCGGCAACGCAGGGGAGUGUCUGGCCAACCCCCCCGCUCCCUGGGGUCAGGGCAUCGACAUCCAGAGAGCCCUGCAACAGGUGCGUCUGGAGGGGCUGACGGGUCACGUUCAGUUCGAUGAGCGAGGACAUCGCACCAACUACACGCUGACUGUGAUGGAGCUGAGCCACACCGGACCCAGGAAGAUCGGCUACUGGAACGAGAGGAGGGGCUACGUGAACACAGCCGUGUACCGGCCGGUGGUGGAGGAGUUCUACGGUCUGCAGAACCGAACCUACGUCGUCACCACCAUCCUGGAAGCUCCCUACAUGAUGCUGAAGAAGAACCACGAGCAGUUCGUGGGGAACGACAAGUACGAGGGUUACUGCGCCGAGCUCGCCUCGGAGAUCGCCAAACACGUCGGCUUCGCCUACCGCCUGGAGCUGGUGGGCGACGGCAAGUACGGCGCCAGAGACGCCGAGACCAAGAUGUGGAACGGCAUGGUGGGAGAACUGGUGUACGGGAAAGCCGACGUGGCGGUCGCCCCGCUCACCAUCACUCUGGUGCGAGAGCAGGUGAUCGACUUCACCAAACCGUUCAUGUCUCUGGGGAUCUCCAUCAUGAUCAAGAAACCCACCAAGUCCAAACCCGGCGUCUUCUCCUUCCUCGACCCGCUGGCCUACGAGAUCUGGAUGUGCAUCGUCUUCGCCUACAUCGGCGUCAGCGUGGUGCUCUUCCUGGUGAGUCGCUUCAGUCCGUACGAGUGGCAGGGAGAGGAUGAAGACGAUGAAGAUGAAACUCUGGCCUCCUCCGCCUCUCGACGAGUUCUGCCCACUUCCUCCUCUGAGCUCACUCACUCUCCAGGUUACUCCCAGUCUCAGAACCAGAACCAGCAGAAGGAAAAGGAGGCUCCAGAACACACCAACGACUUCGGGAUCUUUAAUUCUCUGUGGUUCUCGCUCGGGGCCUUCAUGCAGCAGGGCUGUGACAUCUCCCCCAGGUCUCUCUCAGGGCGAAUUGUCGGAGGAGUUUGGUGGUUUUUCACCCUCAUCAUCAUCUCCUCCUAUACAGCCAACCUGGCAGCCUUCCUCACUGUAGAGAGGAUGGUCUCCCCCAUAGAGAGCGCAGAGGACCUGGCCAAGCAGACGGAGAUCGCCUACGGUACCCUGGACGGAGGCUCCACUAAAGAGUUCUUCAGGAGGUCGAAGAUUGCCGUUUUUGAGAAGAUGUGGUCAUACAUGCGGAGCGCAGACCCUUCGGUGUUCGUCAAGAACACCAACGAAGGUGUGUUGCGAGUCAGAAAGUCGAAGGGGAAGUACGCCUACCUGCUGGAGUCCUCCAUGAACGAGUACAUCGAGCAGAGGAAGCCCUGCGACACCAUGAAAGUAGGAGGCAACCUGGACUCUAAAGGCUACGGAGUGGCCACGCCCAAAGGAUCGCCCCUCAGAAACCCUGUUAACUUGGCAGUGUUAAAACUGAACGAGCAGGGCCUGUUGGACAAAUUGAAAAACAGAUGGUGGUAUGACAAGGGAGAGUGCGGCACCGGGGGAGGGGACUCCAAGGACAAGACGAGCGCGCUCAGUCUGAGCAACGUGGCGGGAGUGUUUUAUAUUCUGAUUGGCGGGCUUGGGCUGGCCAUGCUCGUGGCUCUGGUCGAGUUCUGCUACAAGUCCCGGAUCGAGUCGAGAAGGAUGAAGGAGCUUAUUGAUGCCGCCAUGAUGAGCACCAGCCUUGGCGGGAUGGGAGGAGGAGGAGGAGGCAGUGGCGGCGGCAUGGCGGCGGUGGGCGGUUUAGGAGGAGGAGGCGGAGCGUCGGGACUCGGAGGCGAGAAUGGACGCGUGGUGGCGCACGACUUCCCAAAAGCCGGAGCUCAGGGUUUACCCUGCAUGAGCAAGGCAGCCGGCCUGGGACUGUCCUCCACAGGCAUGUGAUCCAAACCGAGAGUCCUGAUUGGACAGAACGCUCCUGUCUGUCUGUCUGUCUGUCUGUCUGUCUGUCGCUGAGGAAGGGAAGGAGAGAAAUGGAUGGAGGGAGGAAAGAUGAGAGAAUAAGAAAAGAGAAGGUAGAGAUCAAGGAAGGAGGAGAUGGAGGAGGGAGGGAGAAUGGAUGAAGGAGAAAGAAAGGAGGAUAAAGGGAGAAGGAUUGAUGGAGAAAAGGUGGAGGGGGUAGGAAGAAAAAGGGAGGAGGAAAGAUGAGAGAAUAAGAAGUGGGAGGUAGAGAAAGAAUAAAGAACAGAUCAAGGAAUGAGAGGAGAGAAGAAAGAAGAGGAGGAAGGAGAGGUGGAUAAAGAAAGAAAGAAAUAGAACGGAGGUGGGAGAAGAAAGGAGGUGAGGGAGGAAGGAGGGGUGGAUCAGAGAGUGAAGGAGAGAAAAACAUGAGAGGAGGUAAAGAAAGGAGGAGAGGAGAUCUCAGGAAGGAGAGAAGAAGAAGGAAAGGUGAGACAGAAAGCGAUAGAAGGAAGGAGGAGAAAAAGAAAGAAGGAAGGAUGUGAGGGUAGGAAAGAAAGGAGGGAACAAUAAGAAAGACGUGAAGGAGAAAAGAUGAAAACGCCCGACAGGCCGACAGACGGAGGAGUGUUCACGUUCACCCCGAACGGACUGAAUACAACAGAACUCUGAUGAACAGAGAGCACCUGAACGCAACACCUGAGCUGAACUGGGACUGAGCUCCUGCGAGACGAGCACCUGGGCUUAACGAACUUUUUCUACGAGCGCUGUCUUAAACGAAACUCCUCCUCUGCAAUAACAGAACCUGAGGAGGAAACAGAGGGGGGGCGGGCAGGGGGGAGUUUUUUUAACUUUUAAAGACUGAAUUCAUGCACCCUCCUCUUCCUCUUUCUUUCUUCAUCCUCCCCUUCACUCCUCCUCCUCCUCUUCCUCCUGUUCAGCAGUAACACAGAGAGUUUCGUCACGUUCGCACAAAAAGCCACUUUCAUAUCGGAGAGUUUGAGCAUGUCGACGUUUUAAACCUUUUUACUCUGAGACACAAACGAACACUUGAGCUGACGAUCAGCUGACGAUCAGCUGAGGGACAAACGCACGAGUCACAUGAUUCAUUUUGGCACUAAAUCCUUUUUCUUUCCUUUUUUUGCCAUUGAAAGUAGAUUUAAUGGCGAAUCUACGCUGACGAGAUGUUGACGUUAGAUCAACAAAUAAAAAUAAAAAAAUGGCCGCCACAGUCUCACAGAGUCCGAGGCGACGUCUUGAUCAACUUUUCAAACCCAUAAAAAAAAAAAAAAACGAGAAGCAGGAGUUUUCAUUUUCUGUCGAUCAGCUAAUCAAUUAAUCAACUUGAUUUUAACUUCAGCUGUAGAGAAAGUUUUGGUAACUCUUUAAAAAACCAGCCGGCGACUCACAGUGUGAUUGUGUAUCAAUCAGUCAUCAAUAAGAUCCUGACUGCAACAGGAAGAAAAGAAACAUGGAGGUUUGUUUUAGAAUAAAGGAAAAGUAAAUGUUUUUUAUGGUUUAAUGGAUUUCACAGCUGCGAUACUCCACCACAGAUCUGAGGGAGGGGGCUUUAAGUAAAGGGGGUGUACAUCUAUAAUAAUGUUAAUUAUUAACGGAGCGCUGAGCUCGCUGUUCUGUGGUCAAAGAUGACGCAUUACGAGCGGCGCCGAUGGUGUGAAAUGAAACACCAUUCAUGCUUGUUUUCAUCUUCUGGUUUGAACCAGAACAAGAUCAUCAGUCUUAGUGAUAUUCUCAUCAGUGAUAACUGUUUUCCCUCCAGAAACAGGAGAAUGAUAAUAACAGUAAGAAGAUCAUUGAGCAAAGAAACACAAGUUUUAUUUGGGUUUUAACUUUUAAGUCCCUCUAAACUUCUGUUUAUCCGGUUGGAAAGCGGCGUUGGCAGCAGUGAAACCGGAGAUCUGUGUUGCCAGAUCUGCCCAGAGUUUGAGACACAGUUUCAAAUAAAGUAAAUUUUUCUCCUGAUUUUGUCUGAAAAAUGACAUUUCCCCCGCUGAGGUUCACCGCUCCCACGGGAGUGAACGGACUCUGACCUGCUGCUGGUCUUCUGAAGGGGGCGGGGAGGAGGGGAAACCAUGUGACACGGAUACAGGAAGCGAUUUGUGAAGUGUCUUUUCUCGACCGCCUCUGCGACAGUGUGAAGGUUCUGUUCCUUAAAAAUGUUCAUCAGGUAACGUUCCCCGACAGAAACACAAUGUCCAGUAAACAAACAACAUAAAAUACAUCUUGCAGAGUUCUGCAGAAUAUUAUAAUUCCCAGUAUUAAACCGACCAAACGAAAACACUUUUCCUCCGAGAUGUCCAAGUGUUUCUCCCUCGUUCUCUCCCACUGACUCUACGUUAAAUAUUUGAUCGGUUCACGACUCAUUCACACUGUAACUCACCGGCUGUCGUUUAUAAAAUCAUGUGUCACAUGUCGGAGGGAAAACUUGCUGCAAAUAAAUAAAACACAAGCAAACUGAGAAACAAAGUCUUCACCUCUUUGACGACACAUCCAGCAAAAAUAAAAAACUGAUGCUGCAAACACACAAGAUUUCACCGUUUCCCUGGAAACGUCACGAGGUUCUGUUCGACUUUGUUUUGGUUCCUUUGUGUGUUAAAGAUGUUUGUUUGUUUGUUUUCUUCAGUUGCAGGAAAUUAAACACUAAACGUCACCGUGACUAAACACAACUCAUGUUGCCAUGUUGGUUCAUUUCCAGGAACAGACACGAUGAGGGUGAAUAUUCCUUUAAACUGGAGGCGUUUACAGAUCCGGUUUAAAAUAUCCUCAGAAACGACAGCGUUUACGUCCCCCGGCCGUGCUGACCAAUCAGCUGCUUGCGUCGAGGCCGGUCACGUGUUUCUGCGUCUCUCUCCUGUAUUUUCUCCUCAGUGUUUUUCCGGGGGGUCGGUCACGUGACGAGGCGGCAGCACGGCAGAACUUUUUAUACUCUGAAACCGAACAAAUAUCAGGAAUCAACACGUCCACAUUUGUAUGAUAUGAAUGAAACAUGUGCCGAGCUACACCUGUAAAUAAUGUUCUUUUUAAUUGAUUUAUGAGUUUAUAAUCUUUUGAGUUUGUUGAUUACAUUCAGAUCAGUAACUAUUUAAUAAAAACUCUUACAUUA
Messenger RNA from Seriola aureovittata, 6259 nucleotides. Its product is annotated as glutamate receptor 1-like. Gene Ontology annotation, cellular component: postsynaptic membrane; AMPA glutamate receptor complex; plasma membrane. The coding region runs from base 247 to 3120 and encodes 957 amino acids. The record is from RefSeq and is a predicted model, not a curated record. NCBI's taxonomy places the organism in Eukaryota, Metazoa, Chordata, Actinopteri, Carangiformes, Carangidae. Gene Ontology annotation, molecular function: AMPA glutamate receptor activity; transmitter-gated monoatomic ion channel activity involved in regulation of postsynaptic membrane potential. Gene Ontology annotation, biological process: synaptic transmission, glutamatergic; modulation of chemical synaptic transmission. The transcript has 18 exons.